AUGGGCAACCCGACCUCGACAGCCGAGACGCGGGCCAAGGCGGGAAAGGCGGGAAAGGUGGGCAAGGGUGAGAAAGGGACGUCACGGAAGGAAAUCCCACCGCCAUCAGGCGCCUUUGCGCUGCCGCCGCCCAAACCCGAGUACUUCGAGGAGAACGGCCUGCGAAAGGUCAAGCCUUACAUGUUCGCCUUCCAGAGCUUCGCGAAGGAGCGAUGGCAGGGCCGAACGGUUCUCGACAUCUACAGUGAAUUCAGGGAUCGCACGAUAGAAUAUUACCAAUGGGCGAUCGAGACUGGCGUCAUCGUCGUCAACAACCAGAAGACGACUCCCGACUACGUUUUGCGGAAUGGAGACCUUAUCUCGAACGUCCUGCAUCGACACGAGCCGCCUGUCGUUGCUGGCCCGAUCAGGAUCAUCUAUGACGGUCGGCUACCAGGGAACGAUGGGGAGACGCUGGUAGUGGAGAAGCCUGGGUCGAUGCCGGUCCACCCAACCGGUCGCUACAACUUCAACACCCUUCUUGAGAUCCUCAAAUACGACUACGGUCUGCCGCUCGUGCACACCUCGAACCGCCUCGACCGCCUGACAUCCGGCGUGAUGGUCUGCGCUCUCACUGCUGAGGCGUCGAAGAAGCUCGGUGCUUGGUUCGGUGGGCGACGGAAUCACGAAGGUGGGGUGAGCAAGGAAUACGUUGCGCGGUGUUUGGGAAAGCUCCCCGAUGGCGAGAUCUUGUGCAAGGAGCCGCUAUUGACGAUCGACCGUCAAAUCGGCGUCAAUGUUGUUCACCCGGACGGUCGCGAUUCGAAGACGAUUUUCCGAAGAAUGAGCUACGACGAGCGAAGCAACACGAGCGUCGUGCAUUGUCGCCCCAUCACGGGCCGGUCUCACCAGAUCCGCGUCCACCUCCAAUUCCUCGGCCACCCAAUCGCCAACGACCCGGUCUACCAGAACCGCGCCGCAUGGGGCGACGAAGGUGGGAAAGGCGGGGUGUUUGGGAAAGACCGCGGCGGGACGGAGGAGGAUAGGGAGGAGAGGAGGAGGAGGGGGCAAAGGGUUUUGGCGAGGGAGGUGGAGAGGGUGAAGGAGGAUGGCGAGCAGGAGGCGAAGGGCGGAAAAGAGGGUGAUGCAGCACCCGACCCUCCUCGACCGCGCUACAAUGCAUCCGGCGACCUCCACUCCGACAUCGCUCGCGCAAACCGCUCCCAGCCCGACUCUCCAGCCAUUGACGACAUUGCUUCCGGCUCAAUCGCAGCGGAAGAGGCACUGACCGCCGGUGCCAAGCGUGCGAUCGCCGCGUUGCGGGAAGUCAAGGACGAAGCGGACGGGUUCGCGCGCGAGCGGGAUCUGGAGGCGGUUGAGCGGGCGCGACGGAGCGAGAGGAACUUGAUGAGCAUUGAUGCGGACCCGGAGGUGGUUAGCUCUGCGGCGGAGGAGGAUGGAGCGGCGGAACGAGCGGGAGAAGCGGACGGGUUCUGCUCGACUUGCUUCACGCCGCUCCACCCUGAUCCGAAGCCUGAGGCGCUGUUCAUCUGGUUGCAUGCUAUGCGGUACAAAACGAUCGACUGGGACUGGUCGAGCGAGCUGCCGUACUGGGCGGAGGAGACGUACGAGGUCCCGCUGUCGUCCAUAUUGGCGUAG
Messenger RNA from Rhodotorula toruloides NP11, 1638 nucleotides. Its product is annotated as drap deaminase. Bases 1 to 1638 code for a protein of 545 amino acids. Gene Ontology annotation, biological process: pseudouridine synthesis. Gene Ontology annotation, molecular function: RNA binding; pseudouridine synthase activity. The record is from RefSeq and is a predicted model, not a curated record. Lineage: Eukaryota; Fungi; Basidiomycota; Microbotryomycetes; Sporidiobolales; Sporidiobolaceae. The transcript has 15 exons.